This is a messenger RNA of Pomacea canaliculata, 1891 nucleotides long. Its product is annotated as putative E3 ubiquitin-protein ligase UBR7. Gene Ontology annotation, cellular component: cytoplasm. NCBI's taxonomy places the organism in Eukaryota, Metazoa, Mollusca, Gastropoda, Architaenioglossa, Ampullariidae. Gene Ontology annotation, molecular function: zinc ion binding; ubiquitin protein ligase activity. The record is from RefSeq and is a predicted model, not a curated record.
GUAAAAGUUAAAUAUGAAGUGCACAAAUAUAAUAGAUUUAAGAUACCGUACUGAGUGUUUAUUUACAUAAAAACAGUGGUUCAUUCUCCCCUUCUCUGAACGGCGGUAAAGAUUCACGGACUGUGUUAACGAAGGGAAAUGUCGGCGGAAAAUCCCAACAUUGUUGAUGAUGACGACAGUCUGUCGUUGGUUGACGUACUUAACGAACAAGCACGUCUUCAAGCAGAUGCGUCAGCUGUUUUAGGUGACAGUGAUGAAAGUAACUGCACUUACGCAAAGGGAUACAUUCAGAGACAGGCUCUCUAUGCCUGUGCAACCUGUUCCUCAACAGAACCAGCAGGCAUAUGUCUAGCUUGCAGUUACCAGUGUCAUGAGGGACAUGAGCUGUAUGAGUUGUAUACUAAGCGUUUCUUCCGCUGUGACUGUGGAAAUAGCAAGUUUCCAGAGUCUUUGUGCAAACUUGAAAAGGCUAAAGAUCCUGUCAACAUACAGAACAAAUACAGCCAGAAUUUCCGUGGUGUGUAUUGCACUUGCGCUCGACCAUAUCCAGACCCUGAAGAUGAGAUAGAAGAUGAAAUGAUCCAGUGUGUCAUAUGCGAAGACUGGUUCCAUGGCAGGCACCUGAAUGCAACAGUGCCUGAAGAUUUCCAUGAAAUGAUCUGCACAUGUUGCAUGGACAAACAUAGUUUUUUGUGGGCUUACCAAGUUGACAGUCCUAUAACUGAGUUGAAAAAAGAAGAAGCAGACAUCAAAGUAGAGGUAGGGUUAGAGAGAAGAGAGCAAAUUUCCAGUGAAACAAGCUCAACCAUGUCAAAUGAUGUAACUGCCAACAUUUUUGAGAACACUUGUGUGUCUUCUGAAGAGGAAACAAAGAUAGAGGAAAGCGAGCCGAUGUCCAAACGAUUAAAGCGAGAAACACAGAGGGAAUCGGAACUUAAAAAAGAGAUUGAUGGGGAGAGUGAGUGUAUUCUGAAAGAUCUUCAGCAACAUCUGCUCUCUCCAAAACACUGUGGUACAUUUUGGGAACGGACACUGGAGACAAAGCUGUGCAGAUGUGCAGAAUGCAAGAAACUAUAUGAAGAAGAAGGUGUAAGCUUCCUGUUAGAUCCCAAAGACACAGUACAAGCUUAUGAGGAACGAGGAAAAAUGAAGACACCUUGUAUGUCAGAAAUAGAUCUGGAGAGAAGAGCACUGUCCCAGAUGAAUCGUGUUCAGCAGGUUGAGUUGUUACAAGGUUUCAUGGAUCUGAAAACAGAGCUGCAGGAGUUUCUGAAAGGAUUUGCAUCUAGUGGCAGGGUUGUUGCUGAAGAAGACAUCCGUGGGUUUUUCAGCCGAAUGGAAGCAAAAAGACGUGAACGUAAUUUUGUGCCACAGUACUUUUGCAAGUGAUGCAAACGCAGAACGCAGGAGCUAUUCCUCAAACAGCAGAGACUGAAACUUUUUAACUUUUGGGAAAAUUAUGUUUUGAAGUGAAACAUAACUGCUUGAUUUUGUUCCACUAGCAGGAUGCUAAAAUAAAAAUGCCUUAAGUUUUUUGGGGUUUUUUGGUAAAUAUUUUUAUUUUGAAAAAAAUUUACUGAAGAGAAAAGAAAACUGAACAAUUUUAUUACAAAGUAAUUGCAGCCAUGAGGAUGUUAGGACAUUAUUGAACAAGGUGUUCUUUAAUGCCUGUCUGGGUGAAUUAUUUAAAUAGUUUAUUAUUUUAAGAACCAGAAAGUGUUCAGAUAUUUGAUCAGUCUUGCACUUAGAUAUUAAUAAGGAUAGAGGUAACUGGGUAAUAUUGUGUUUCUUAUAGAGUAGCUUGAAUGUGGGUUUUAAAUGUAUCUUUACAAACACACCUUUGUUGGCAGGUUUUAUUUGCAUAAAUUCAAUAAACUAUUUUACAAAGGAA